AGAGAAGAAGAAGAGGAAGGAUGCUAAAAGACACAGAGUUAUGUCUCAUCGUUAUGCAGUAAAACCAAGGCACAGACAGAACACGUCCAGCGCAGGAGGAGAGACCUGACGCAAAGAACCCUGGAGCGGCUGAAUCGGGACGAUGGAUGCGAACAUGCGGAAAUUCACCGUCCGGAGGUGGUUCUCGGUUUACCUGCGCAGGAAGUCGCGCUCUAAGAGCUCCAGCUUGUGUAAACUCGAGGAUGACAGCAUCCUCAAAGAGAUUGAUAUAAGCAGCCAUGUGAAAGAAGGCUUCGAGAAAGCUGACCCAUCACAGUUCGAGCUUCUUAAAGUGUUGGGACAGGGCUCUUAUGGCAAGGUAUUUCUGGUGAGAAAAAUUAAAGGCUCCGACACCGGACAACUCUAUGCCAUGAAGGUGUUAAAAAAGGCCACCCUGAAAGUGCGUGACCGGGUGCGAUCCAAAAUGGAGAGGGACAUACUUGCCGAAGUGAAUCAUCCCUUCAUAGUGAAACUUCACUAUGCCUUUCAGACUGAGGGAAAACUCUAUCUCAUCCUGGACUUCCUAAGAGGAGGCGAUCUCUUCACCCGUCUCUCCAAAGAGGUCAUGUUUACUGAGGAAGAUGUGAAGUUCUAUCUGGCUGAGCUGGCUUUAGCUCUGGACCAUCUUCACAGCCUCGGAAUUAUCUACCGUGACCUCAAGCCAGAAAACAUACUUCUUGAUGAGGAGGGGCAUAUAAAGAUCACUGAUUUUGGCUUGAGUAAAGAAGCGAUAGAUCAUGACAAGAGAGCGUACUCGUUCUGCGGGACCAUCGAGUACAUGGCACCAGAGGUAGUUAAUAGGAGAGGACACACACAAAGCGCUGACUGGUGGUCGUUUGGCGUGCUGAUGUUUGAAAUGCUGACUGGAUCUCUGCCAUUUCAAGGCAAAGACCGCAAGGAGACCAUGGCACUUAUUCUCAAGGCAAAGCUUGGCAUGCCGCAAUUCUUAAGCCCAGAGGUGCAAAGUUUACUUCGAGCACUUUUCAAAAGGAAUCCAAGCAACAGAUUAGGAGCUGGACCUGAUGGAGUGGAAGAAAUCAAAAGGCACCACUUCUUCGCAAACAUAGACUGGAAUAAAUUAUACAGGAAGGAGCUCAAACCUCCAUUCAAACCAGCGGUUGGCAGACCAGAGGACACUUUCCAUUUCGACCCUGAAUUCACUUCCCGCACACCAACAGACUCACCCGGUGUUCCUCCCAGUGCUAAUGCCCAUCAGCUUUUCCGUGGUUUUAGCUUUGUGGCCACCAAUCUAGGACAGGAGCAGUGUAUCGCAGAGACCAGACCGAGCUCCAUUAAUCCUAUUGUACAGCAACUUCAUAGCAACAACAUCCUUUUCACUGACGGCUAUGAAAUAAAAGAAGACAUUGGCGUCGGCUCGUAUUCAAUAUGCAAACGCUGUGUACACAGAAUCACCAGUGUGGAAUAUGCCGUUAAAAUCAUAGACAGAGCUAAGAAGGACCCAUCUGAGGAGAUCGAGAUCCUGUUGCGAUAUGGACAACACCCCAACAUCAUCACUCUGAAAGAUGUCUACGAUGAUGGGAAGUUUGUAUAUCUGGUUAUGGAGCUGAUGCGUGGAGGUGAGCUGCUCGACCGCAUCCUGCACCACAAGGGCUUCUCCGAGAGAGAGGCCUCUGCUGUGCUCUGCACCAUAACCAAGACUGUGGAGUAUCUACACUCACAGGGGGUUGUACAUCGAGACCUAAAGCCGAGCAAUAUCCUGUACAUGGAUGAAACAGGUGACCCGGACUCGAUAAGGAUCUGCGACUUCGGCUUCGCAAAACAACUCCGGGCUGAAAAUGGCCUCCUCAUGACCCCUUGCUACACUGCUAACUUUGUGGCUCCAGAGGUUCUGAAGAAGCAGGGAUACGAUGCUGCUUGUGACAUCUGGAGUCUGGGAAUCUUACUGUACACCAUGCUCGCAGGACUCACGCCCUUCGCCAGUGGACCUGAUGAUACCCCAGAGGAAAUCUUGGCUCGAAUCGGCAGUGGCAAAUACACCCUCUCUGGGGGCAACUGGGACAUGGUGUCUGAUGCAGCUAAGGACAUCGUGACUAAAAUGUUGCAUGUGGACCCGCAUCAGCGGCUCACCGCCCCUCUCGUCCUCCGUCACCCCUGGAUAGUAAACCAAGAGCAGUUAUCUCUAAGUCAGCUCACUCGACAAGAUGUACACCUGGUCAAGGGAGCAAUGGCCGCUACAUAUUCAGCUCUUAACCGAACGCCACAGGCACCAAAGCUCGAGCCUGUCCUUGCUUCCUGUCUGGCUCAGAGAAGAGGAAUGAAGAGAGUGACGUCCAUUUGCUUGUAG
Neoarius graeffei (lesser salmon catfish) is the source of this 2344-nucleotide messenger RNA. RefSeq names its product ribosomal protein S6 kinase, polypeptide 2 (gene rps6ka2). Gene Ontology annotation, biological process: protein phosphorylation; intracellular signal transduction. The transcript has 22 exons. Gene Ontology annotation, molecular function: magnesium ion binding; ATP binding; ribosomal protein S6 kinase activity. The record is from RefSeq and is a predicted model, not a curated record. Lineage: Eukaryota; Metazoa; Chordata; Actinopteri; Siluriformes; Ariidae. The coding region runs from base 143 to 2344 and encodes 733 amino acids.